Molecule: messenger RNA, 1306 nt
Organism: Helicoverpa armigera (cotton bollworm)
Lineage: Eukaryota; Metazoa; Arthropoda; Insecta; Lepidoptera; Noctuidae
Exons: 5
Coding region: 246-632 (128 amino acids)
Source: RefSeq, a predicted model, not a curated record
UCAGAGGAGCAGAUGGGUGGUCCCCGUGAGAUGCGCAUCCACGUGCAGCGAGUGAUCGCCAUCCCCGCCCCACAACAUGCCACCACCACCAGAGACCAUGGGACCCUUCGCGCCUCCCACCACCACCACCACAAGGCCAUGACCAGAACGAACAACCCACCGUGCUCCACCAGUUUGUGCCUCAGUCUGCUCCUACGCAGGAACUCGAACAACCUGAGUUGUAUGUGCAGGUACAAAAGAUCCCCAUGGAGGGACCUGCGGUGCAGAUGAACCUGCCGUGGAACCUGAGCCCCGAGGAGCUGCACAUGAUCCACCGCACGGCUGAGGACGCCGCCGCAAACCAACGUCGCGACCAACAGAUCGACAAUGACAUGCAAGAGGUGAAGACGAUCGUGAAGACGCUGGCGGCGGCGGCGGAGGCGGAGGCGGAGGCGGAGGCGCGCGCGCAGGCGGAGGAGCAGGGCGAGGCGCGGCCCGAGAUGGCGCCGCGCGCGCCGCGCACGCUGCUGCUGCCGCAGGACAUGCCCUCUGACGAGAGGCCGCACUACUUGCAGCCGCGCUCGGUGCGCAGCGUGGACGCGCUGGUGGCGCGCGAGAAGCGCGUGAAGCGCUGCGCGUGCAGCUGCGACUAGAGCGCCGCGCAUGCGCUGUGCCGCACUAGCGCACAGCGGCUCUCUCCGUCCAUUUUAUAUCUCCAAUAUUUUGUAACAGUUAAUGAAACCUGUUAGUUAACAUAAUAACGGCUUGUCUCUAACAUUUCUGUAAAUAAAGUUGUUAAUCCAUGAGCUUCCGAUGAUGGUUUUUAAUUACCUAUCGCUGCAUAAAGGUUGUAUUUAUGGGAAAUUUUAUGUUUGUUAAAUAAUUAUAAAUUUUAUAGUUCGUUUGUUUCCUGUUUCGAUGUACCUAUGAGUUUCUAUUAUCGACUGUUCACGUCUUGAGAAUGCAAUAUGUAAGGUAUAAUAAUAGUUUUAACAUUAGGUACGUAUGUAUAGGUACAUAUGUGCAUGUUGUAAUUGUGAGGGUAGGAGGAGGUCGGCGAUGCAAUAUCCAUCAGCAAGAUUAAUUCACAACCGCGAACACGCUCUGUUCAGCUUGUUGUAAAUUGGUUUAUGAGAAAAUAACUCUGAUUUGUUAAGAUAAGAAUAUUUGCAUUUGUCUGGGGUAAUGGAAAUGCAUUUAGUUCUGGAGGAACUCUAAACCUUGUCUGCAAACCUUGCUCCUUAAUUAACUUGUGGUGAUAUUGUAAAAUUUAAAUCAAUCUUGUAUUCUAUUAUUGUGAUCCUAAAUUAAAUUUGUACUAGUUUUA